AUGAUUUCCAGACGAGCAGAGAAUCGCAGAUCGCUUCCGGAGGACAUUUCGGUACAGGAAAAACCAAAAGGUUUCAAGAUAAGAAGGAGUUCUUUCACGCAGAAGUUACACAUCUAUUGGAGAUAUAUAUUUGUUCUCUUAAUUGGCUGGCUGUUGCUAAUACAAUAUUAUGAGCGGACUGUUGUGAAGCGGGCCAUGAAAAAAUGUGAUUGGGAUCAAUGGGAAGAAUGGGAUUCGAAGGUGGUGGCCCAUAGGGUUGGCCUUUAUGCUGACCCUCAGAUUAUGGAUUUGUAUUCGUAUCCUUCCAGACCAACAAUUGUGAAUUGGUUCACUAGACAAAUACUAGAUAAUUAUCAUGCUAGAAACUGGAAGUUCUUUCACUAUUACAUGAAACCAGACAGUGUUUUCUUUUUAGGGGACCUCUUUGAUGGGGGAAGGAAUUGGGAAGUCAAUGAAUGGAUUACUGAAUAUAAAAGAUUCAAUUCUAUUUUUCCGAAGAAGCCAGGUCAUUUAACAGUAAUGUCUUUACCAGGAAAUCAUGACAUAGGAUUUGGGGAUACAAUUAUAGAAUCUAGUUUGGAAAGAUUUACGACUUUUUUUGGUGAUCCUUCUUCGCAAUGGACGGUAGGAAACCAUACUUUUGUCCUAUUAGAUACUAUUUCGCUUUCAGAUAGGCAGAACGAAAACAUAUCCGCGGUACCCAGAGAUUUCAUGCAUAAAUUCGAGAUGUCUUCACCAAAGUACCCAAGAAUUCUCUUGACUCAUGUUCCAUUAUUCAGAAAUCCUAUCGAACAACCUUGUGGAAAAAUGAGAGAAGCACAAAAACCGUUUCCUUUAAUGAAAGGACACCAAUACCAAACAGUUAUCGAUGAAGAUCUCUCGAAGGAAGUACUUUCUGCUAUUCAGCCCAAAAUCGUCUUUUCUGGUGACGAUCAUGAUUAUUGUCACGUGAAUCAUUCUUACUUUGCGAAUAAUCUUCCGAAAAUGGCUGAAGAAAUUACUGUAAAAUCAUGCGCCAUGAAUAUGGGUAUUUCAAAGCCAGCCAUUCAAUUGAUUUCGUUAUAUAAUCCAGAAAACGAUGACACAAAAACGACUUACAAAACGAAUAUCUGCUACUUUCCCAACCCAUACAAACCUAUCAUUUCAUAUUGUGUUGCUUUAAGCAUAUCAGCUGUACUACUGUUUUGGAUGACACUCUUACCACUUUCCUUCAACGAAACUGUCGUUAAACGGUUGCCGUUCAGAAAUGCUGAUCUUGGGUCAAUUCUUCCAAUUGCUGCAAAAGAAAACAACGCCAUAUCUAUCAAUGCUAUCAAUUUUAAAGCAGCUAAUUGGAGGGUAGAGAAGGAAAGAUCGUUCGUAAACUUUCUCUUGAAUAUGAUAGUCUUAAUAUCGUUCCUAUUUUUUGUAUUCAGUAUUUUCUAUAAAGGUAAGUAA
Molecule: messenger RNA, 1437 nt
Organism: Kluyveromyces lactis
Lineage: Eukaryota; Fungi; Ascomycota; Saccharomycetes; Saccharomycetales; Saccharomycetaceae
Gene: CDC1
Product: putative lipid phosphatase CDC1
Exons: 1
Coding region: 1-1437 (478 amino acids)
Biological process (GO): GPI anchor biosynthetic process
Cellular component (GO): endoplasmic reticulum
Molecular function (GO): hydrolase activity
Source: RefSeq, a predicted model, not a curated record